AUGACCGUCAACAAGCCACAGGAGUCUGCUAUUGAGGCACUGCGCAUUGAGCUGGCGGCUGUCUCACUCGAGCUCAGGAGCACACAGAUAGACCUCAUGGAUGCGAACGAUGGCCUUGCAUCGACACAGGAAGAGCUUGAGGACACACUGGCCAAGCUUGAUGAGACCCAACUCGAGCUGCAAAACACUCGCGAUGCCCUUACCAACAGUGAGCGUGCCCGCCAGGAAGCCAACCGUGACCGUAUCCUCACACGGCCACCUAGACAGCAGGAGGUCUUUGUUGUCUUGAAGUUCCGAUCGCCACAGCCAUUGCCUGUCGGUGGUUAUCGCCUCUUCACUCUGCAGCAAAAGGCUGUUGACCGCACCUUGAACCAGUUCAAGGCUGACAACCCGGAGCUCGAUGCUAUUGUGAUGAACGAGCUACGAUUCAACCGCUCCCCGAGAGGACACAAUGUCUUCCAGCGUAUCAAGGAUGACAAGGAGGCGCCCAUCAAGUCGAGUCGCCGCAACUUCGUUCUCAAGGAGGGCCACACAGAGGAUGAGAUGGUGGAGUACAUCACAAGUGUCUUCGGCAUCCACACACGAGAGUAG
Molecule: messenger RNA, 591 nt
Organism: Linnemannia hyalina
Lineage: Eukaryota; Fungi; Mortierellomycota; Mortierellomycetes; Mortierellales; Mortierellaceae
Source: the annotation of a GenBank genome assembly